UCAGUCGCCACGAGCAAAUCAACCACAGAGCAUCUAGACGCGUUUCAUGCAAUCGAAGCAUAAAGUGAAAUUCGCAUUUUCAAAUCGAAUAACAAAAAAUAUAUAAAAAAAUGUUGAAGACUUUGUGCUAUGUGAUGAUGUUUAUCGGGCUACUUGAACUGUCGCAGGCGCAACGGCCAUCAUUUGCUGGAGUGCGUCCGCCUGGCGGACUCAGCCAGUUGGACAAAUACCAUGCAACACAAAAUACGGCCGUAGAAAAUAUAACUGGUGUGGACAUUGCCACUCGAUUUGGCGCAGAUGCUGUGCCUCAACCGGCGCAAUCAAUUAACUUGCCCUAUGGCGCUUCCCAAAAGCCGCCAAUGGGUGUGCCUCUGGUGUAUCCCAUCGGCAGCAAUGUGCCCGCUGUGCCAUUCACCACAUCAAAUGCACCCGUUGACUUUCCGAGUCGCUUUGGUGGCACAAAUAACAAUGUCAUCCCUAUCAGUAGUAGUGUCAGCAGCAGUGUCAGCAGCAGUGUCAGCAGCGACAGCAGUGUCAGCAGCGGCAGCAGCAACAGCGGCAACAGCAACAGCGGCAGCAGCAACAGCGGCAGCGGCAGCAGCAGCAGCUGGAGCAGCAACCGCAAUCCGGUCACUUCGAAUGCAUUGCCCAUCGAUGCGCAUGGGGAUCAGAACUAUGUCGAUCAUCUAAGUCAAUUGCCUUUGGACAAUCAGCCAUUCUGGUUUAUCAACUAUCAGGCCAUCGAAGCGCUGAGAAAUAAUUCGAGGCCAAAUGUUGGUGCGCUCGAGACUCGGGGAUCUUUCUUUGCUGGGUAAACCUUGCUGCCCAGCCUAAAAAGCAAUACUCAUUAUAUUGCACAUAAAUAAAUAAAUAAAUACAUACAUACAUAUAAGCAGUAGACCGUAAACAAUUAUUAUGAAAACAAUAUAAUCUCGAAAACCAGAGGAAAUACCUGAAACGUGAGGCAUGAAAUGUGAUAUUUCAUGCGCUGAGAUUUCAAUAGUAAUUCGGUGCUUAAUUAAGUUAUAGUAUAAUACUGUAAUUAAAUUACUCAUUGUAUUUAAAUCAA
Messenger RNA from Drosophila grimshawi, 1069 nucleotides. RefSeq lists its product as uncharacterized. Lineage: Eukaryota; Metazoa; Arthropoda; Insecta; Diptera; Drosophilidae. The transcript has a single exon. The record is from RefSeq and is a predicted model, not a curated record. The coding region runs from base 111 to 815 and encodes 234 amino acids.